This is a messenger RNA of Leucoraja erinaceus (little skate), 8967 nucleotides long. RefSeq names its product zinc finger protein 507 (gene znf507). Gene Ontology annotation, molecular function: DNA-binding transcription factor activity, RNA polymerase II-specific; RNA polymerase II transcription regulatory region sequence-specific DNA binding. Lineage: Eukaryota; Metazoa; Chordata; Chondrichthyes; Rajiformes; Rajidae. Bases 99 to 3239 code for a protein of 1046 amino acids. Gene Ontology annotation, cellular component: nucleus. The transcript has 7 exons. Gene Ontology annotation, biological process: regulation of transcription by RNA polymerase II. The record is from RefSeq and is a predicted model, not a curated record.
GAGAUGUCAGUGUGGCACAUGCGCGGUGAAGCCGGGCCGGGGAGCGCCGAGGGAGGCGAGGGCGGCAGGUGUGAAGAUAUCUAACAGUGUCACACUGGAUGAUUUCAGGCGUCAUGAUGGAGACUGAAAGCCGUGGCUGUACAACAAAACAUCAGUGUGAUGGACAUCUCUUGAAGCAGAUCGCAGCUCAUUCAUUUGUGGAUACUAACAUUAUGUCAAAAAUUGAAAAACCAGGCUCAUUAAUUCAAGUUAUUGAAAAGUUGAGCAAGAUAGUGGAGAAUGGAAGAUCAAAGCAAUGUUCUCUAGCUGGUCAAAAGAGGCCUUAUUUUAGUGCCUCUGAUACAAAAAAUGCAAUCAUUGAGCAAACAGACAGCUGUGAAAGCACAGCCAAAAAACUUAUGAAUUCAAACCAGGAAAUAAAGGAAAACUUGUCAGUUAAACCGACUUAUUGUAAAACAGAAGAUCUGCCACAGAGUUGUAACGGACUAGAUCUACAGACUCUUGAUCCUGCAGAUAAUUCUAAACCUUCAAAGAGCUUCCAUUGUACCCUCUGUAACUUCGUAACUGUAGUGCCAUCUGUCUAUUACACACACAUACGUAACCAUAACGACAUUAGCAGCUACACGUGUGAUCAGUGCAACUUUGCAACUACAGUUUCUGAAGAUUUUGUGACGCACAAGUGUUCGCACAGGAAGCUCACCCGAUACCAGUGCAAUUUAUGCAAAUUCAGUUCAUUGACUUUUUCACAGUUAAAGGAGCACUUUGAACUGCAUGGAAAGUCAGGCGAGGUGCUAUUGAUGUGCUCUGAGUGUUGCUUUGUUUCCAAAAAGCAGGAGGAACUUGAAACUCAUAUGUGGAUGCACCUUGAGGAUACUCAGAUACAGAGUAAACAGUCGUUGCCACAACAAUUAAGGCCAAAUGUUUUGGAUAAUGUGGACAGUAAAAAUGCUAAAUCAAGAAGUAUUGGUUUUGAUGCUGAGCCAGGCCCGAGAAAGUGGUACACCUAUGAUCAGUAUGGCAUGUACAGGUGUUUGAUUUGCAGUUAUGCCUGUGACCGUCAGCGGAUGUUAAAAACUCAUGCAUGGAAACAUGCUGGUGAAGUUGAUUGUUCUUAUCCAAUUUUUGAGGAAUGUGAGCCAGCUCCCUCAGCAAUUCCUUCCACAUGUCUCACAGCUCAUGAGGAUGAACCAAUAAUUGUUUUCACACCAGCUGACAAAUCAGAAAGUGUGCACUGCGAUAGUUCAAAUCCAUUGCCGUUUUGCGAUGCAGCUCCAACUACUGUAACAGACUCAGACUCGUUGAACUGCAAGCCCUCGUUGCCUGACACUGCUGUUGAAAGUACUGAUCUCACCGAAUCAAAAACAACCCCGUGCACUGUAGUGGAAAUCGUUCAAGAUACACCCCUGAUGCAUGAUUGUGAAAAUGCAAGUACAAUUUCAGAUAGCCUUCUUUCCUCUGCACAGAAGAUUAUUCAUUGCAGUUCUAACAAGGCAGGGCAUGUCAAUGUUAUAGUAGAACGUGUCCCAGGAGCUGAGGAGAGUGUUCCAGAAAAGCCCUUUCUGAUGUCACCAGAUAUUGAAGUUGAAAAGAGGCUUAUCUCUGAAAAGUCUCAUAUGAUCUAUUGUGAGGAUUCUUCAGACAUGUAUCAACAAGCCACGAGACCAACUGAACUGGGAACGGCCGUCUUAAGGUGGAAUCCCGAAGAAAGUAAUGAUGCUUUAAAGUCUACGGAACCUGCAGCAGUUGAUGAAAAUGUUCCCCCAGCACGGAGAAGAACUCAUUCUGAAUCUUUGAGGCUUCAUUCAUUGGCGGCUGAAGCACUUGUUGCGAUGCCAAUGAGAGCACCGGAAUUUAUCAGAACAAAUGUCAAAAAUCCUGAGGCUGAUGCCACACAGAGAAAUCUGGACGUCAACCCGUCCAGUGUUCCUCCACUUCACAAUUAUUCUGACGAUUCUCCAAGCAAUGACUUGCAACUUGAAACUAAGUCAGGCUUCUCCGACGUGCCAAUCAGAAUGGGCAUCAGCAUGUCACUACUGACGGUGAUCGAAAAAUUGAGAGAAAGAACUGACCAAAAUGCUUCUGACGAAGAUAUCCUGAAAGAAUUGCAGGAUAAUGCACAAUGCCAACCUUCAAGCGAUCUGAGUUCACCUGGCAACCUAGUGGAAUACAUACCAAACACAGAACGCCCUUACCGCUGCCGCUUGUGCCAUUACAGCAGUGGCAACAAGGGAUACAUCAAGCAGCAUUUGAGAGUUCAUCGACAACGGCAGCCUUACCAGUGUCCAAUCUGUGACCACAUAGCAGCUGAUAGCAAUGAUCUGGAGAGUCACAUGAUAAACCAUUGCAAAACUAGGAUGUAUCAUUGCAAAAGAUGCAAUGCAGCAUUUUACUAUAAGAGUCAACUGCGGAACCAUGAACGUGAACAACAUAGUCUUUCUGACAUUUCCUCAAGUGUGGAAUCAAAUGAUGAGAAUACGGAAUAUAGUGGUGAACGGAAAACGGGAACCAUGCAAGAAGAUAUGCUUUCACCUCAAAAACUGUACAAGUGCGAUGUGUGUGACUACACAAGUUCGACCUAUGUUGGUGUACGGAACCACAGAAGAAUCCACAAUACUGAUAAGCCCUACAGGUGCAGUAGUUGUGAGUUUGCAACAACAAAUAUCAACAGUUUAAAGUGUCACAUGAAACGCCAUCCACAGGAACAACAGACUGUUCAGUUGCUGGAGCAGUACAAGUGUUCUUUAUGUGGUUAUGAGUGUAGCCAUCCACCCUCGUUGAAGUCACAUAUGUGGAAACAUGCAAGUGACCAGAAUUAUAACUAUGAGCAGGUGAAUAAGGCCAUUAAUGAAGCUAUUUCACAAAGCAGCAGGUCUCAGGAGCCCCAAAGAAAACUUUCAGUUGAGGAAGUUGAGGAAAUAUCCUCGCCAACAGAUCAUCUUCCUCUUGUACAUUCUGAUAAACCUUUGGCGACUCCAGAAACAAUAAGCCACGUUACUGGUGAAACCGGAAGUUCUGAAAAACACCAGAGGCUGAAUUCAGAUGUAAAUGUGAACAAUUCACCUGGAAAAAGUGAAUGUCCGUCUCGUUCUGGCACUGAGUACUGUGUCUUACUGUUCUGCUGCUGCAUCUGUGGGUUUGAGUCCACCAGCAAAGAGCUGUUGAUGGAUCAUAUGAAGGAGCACGAGGGCGAGAUCAUCAACAUCAUCCUUAACAAGGACCACUGUUCCCAAACGCAGUAGCGCAGAUCGAACUGAAAAAGCCUAGAAAAUCUAUAUUUUAUUCUCUGUGGAUGAAGGCAUGAAAUAAGCUUGUUUUAGUGUGAACACAAAAUGAAUGUUAAUAUUUCAAAAAUGGAUUUGUCUUUUAAAAGUUGUCUGCAUUGCAGUUUUCACACACAAUAAUUAGUGCUAGUAAUAACAGCAAUGUAAAUAACCUGGAAGCAAGCAAGAUGCUGAAGGAUUAUUUUAAUGUUUCUGUUUCUCUACACUUGCCCACCUCGUGUUCUUAAUACUGACAUUUUUGAUACAGAUUGUAUUUCUGUAUUUAUUUAACUUUUUUAUAUUUAUGCAUGUAGUGUUCAGCUGUUACAAAGAGUGAGCUGUUAUGAGGCAGUCCAGUUGUAUUCACAAUGCACUUUGGUCACGGUGCUAUUUUAUAUUUGUAUCACUGAACAAAUCUAUUGAGGACAACAGUAGGGGUUGGAGAGGGUGAUAAAAACAUUGUCCUUGAUGGCAGCAAUAUAAAUAUAGAUGGAAUAAAGGUUUUAUUUAAAGUUUUCCUUAUUCACGUCUAUCCAGGGAAUCUUAUCUAAGUCUGUGCAGGUUUUACUCUGAAUCACAGCAGACCCACUUCAAGUUCACAUUGACUUUACAGCUCCACUGUGGAUGGGAAGAUGAGAAUGGAGGGAUUAAAAUCUUAUCUGGGUAAUUUGUCUCUUCAUAACAUAGGGUUUGUACAUCUUUAAAAAGGCUGUCAUACUUUUAUCUGCUGAUUAUCUUUUUAUUGGUCAUGCAUAUAAUGUUUAACUACAAAUUAUUUUUGUAAUUCCACACUGCUGCGGAUUUAUUUCAGAGGGGUUGGAAGAUCUCCUUUGUUUCAGCCAUAACGUACACUUGACAUUGUAAGACUGCCUUGUUACGAAUGCGUAAUUGCUAACUUCUUGCAUUGUUUAGUUCAGAUCAAUAUUUAAGGUUUAGGAACAUUCAUGAGGCUUAUGCUUCAGACUAAAAAUAUUGAAAUCUAUAUUUAUGUUCAAGGUAUACGGUUUGCUAUGUUUUCAUCAUGAAUGAAAUUUAUUCAAAAGCAUCUUUAAAGGAUUAAUAUUUAUAAAACCGCUAAUUCCUCAGUCGUUUAUCCAGGGCAUUAUUGUCGGAACAUAACCUCCAACAAUAAAAUUGUGGUUAAUAUUUGUUCUGAGACAUUAAAAAGUUGUAAGAUUUGAUUUUGUUGUUUAAAGUCGUGAUAUCCCGCAUUUGGUAUGCUGAGCAAGCACAUUAUGAUACCCUGCUUAAAGGAUAUUCAACUUGGAACUAAUGAAAACGCCCAUGCAAGCAGGAAUCCAUCCAUCAUUCUGAUUACACGUCUAAUUUGGGCUGGACAUAUUUAACCGGUAAAGGAGAAAUUCUAUAUUAAUUUAUCAAUAAUUUUACAUUGCAUAAGUAAAACAUUAAACUCAUUUAUUGUGAGUAAAUGAUCGUUAAGCAAUUUUCUUUUUUUUUCUUUUGAAUUGUUCAAUUUUUAAAUAUGUUCAAUUUAGUUAAAACUAAAAUUUUAACAAUUUAGUUGAACAAGUGAAGUGACCUUUAUAAACAGAUAUUAAAAGUCUCAAAUCUAUAUAAAUUUCAAAUAUUUAUGAGGAAUAGCCCCAAUGACGUCUAAAGUACAGAGAGGUUGACAAAUAUAAAGGCAGCUCUGCUUUCAUCAAGUAUGUGGCAAAAUUGGUAUUAGUAAUUUUAUUUUAAAGCCCUAACAGGGAAUGAAUGAUUUCAAUUCAAGCUCUCAUCGGGCUGCUUGUUUUUCAACAGAUGAGUGAAGUUUGCUGAACACUUACUCUUGAAUCUGGUGUCUCUUUACAAUGUGGAGAUUAAGUUUCAGCAAGAACUUCCUUGCCCAUCGCGAGGUAAACUUGUACGGUAGAGUUAGUAUCGUUUGCAAGUACUGGACGUGGAGCCUUUUGUUUUUUAAAGGAUAUGUAAAGGUAGUGGUUUUGGACUUUACCAUCUUUUCAAAGCAUUGAGCAGUAUUCUUCAUGUUGUGGAAGUAUGAGUCAUUUGGUAAAUAUCAAUGUGUGCCAAUCCCUUUUGCCUAAAAUGGGUAAAAGCAAGGCUUGGAUUAGAGUGGCCAUAUAAGUCAACAUCAUAUCAGGAAGUAUCAUUGAAACCUGUUUAGACUGGUUUGAAUGUUGACUUGAAACCCAGCUGUUCAGUCCAAUCUUUUACAUGUUUGAUAUAAUUGACAGUCCAGCAGUGAGUUUAAAGGCACAGUAGUUGAGCACGAUUCUCCUUAAUUAGACUCUUGCAACUAACUUCCACUGUGGUAACAUACUGCCUUUAAAUUUACUGUAGCAUUCUGCAGCAUUUACUCGAGUAAGCUGCUCACUGCUGUGAGUUGCCAAUUUGUAAUGGCCUGUUUCAGCUGUCUAAGGGGCAAAUAGAUCUGAGACAUCCCACAUGGAAACAGGCCCUGCAGUCCAUCCCGCCUAUACUGAUCAUCGUACUCGCCUAUACCACUCCCAUUUACCAGCACUUUGUCUGUAGACCAUGCUUUUGUGAUCAAGGGUUUGUUGAGAUGCUUUUAGAUAUUUUGAGAGGACACGUCUACAGGCUGUGUUUCCCACAGCCCAACCAUUUUUUGGAUGAGAAAACUCUUCUGUACAACACUAAUCUCAUGUACCUCAUCCCAAACCAAUGCCCUUCAACUCUGGUGACACUGCUAUCUGGAAAACAUUCUACCUCUAUCACGUCCUCCCUCAGCCAACUCUGAUUUUUACCUAAAUUUUGCCCGUUGUUAAAGUUGAGACCAAGAUUCACUCUGAGGAUGAAUGAAAGGUUAUUUGUAAUUCAGAUCAAAAUUGAUUAGGUAUUAAAUUGAAAUAUAAAUGGGUCUAUGUGUUUGAUAAACUGACUGGCUUUAUAGCCCACUGACAUGGAAGAAAAUAUCCUAGUUCCAAAAUGAUUGAAUACAUUGUAUAUUGUAGUUUUUGACAUCGCAAGGCUUUUGGUUACAUUGGUAAAAUCUAAAACUUGUUAGGCUCCACCAUUAACACAAUACUCAAAGUUCAUUGUGAGCCAUUAUUAACCUGCUUUACAUUCAGUAAUAAGUUGGUGUCUGACAGACAUUUUUUUUUAAUGGUUAAAAGCUGAUUAUAGACAGCAAUGUUUCCACGGAGAGGAACAAUAAUAGUAAGGGUCUAUUUCUAAAUCAUUGUCUAAAAUAUUUUUAUUUUGCUUCACUUGGGCUGUUUUGUGUGACCUUGUAUGUACGUGCGUACAUUGAGUCAUGAAGUAGAUGGAAUAAGGUUAACUAUGCAAUGCUGUGCACCACUGCAAGAAUCUCGGAACAUACGCAGGUGUCAAAUGUAUGACCAUUCUGCACAGAUAUGACGUGGCUUUCAGGAAAUCAUUAAAAGGCUUAACCUGAAGUCUUCUGAUACCUACUUUAUUUUCAUUCCUGUUAUUUUGUGAUCAAUUCCCAACAGAUGCCAUGUUUAUAUUCACAUUGGUAAAUGUUUACAUUUACAAUAACGGAAGAUUAACUAAACUAAAUUCAAGAAAAAUAUUAAAACAAAACCAUAGGAUAUUCCUUCAACAUUUUUUUGAUAUCUUGAAAGCACUUAGUUAAAAUGUAAUAUAUAGUUGUUAAAGAUGCAUACCUGUACAGCAAGCAAUAUUUUUUACAUUUGAUAUGAGAUGAUCAUUACUUGUAUAAGUAAUGUAAUGUCAUUUAUUAUUGAAGAAUUAUUUUGAAUACAUGUUUUUUUUUUCUUCUCAAAUAUCACCAACUACACUCAAACAUUUUUUCACCAAAGCAUUGAUUUAAAGAAACCUGUAAACUCGUGUGUGUGUGUGUGUGUGUGUGUGUGUGUGCAUACGUGCCUGGGUAUAUGUCCACGUUUGCAUAUCGAGCUCCAUGCCUUACUGCCAAAAUCUGUAGAGAUAACAUACAAUGGAACAGAUCACGUUUUUUUUAUGUUAAUUAAACUAGACUUGUAGUAACUUUGUAAUAAUUUUGUCUCAUGGAAAUGUCCUGUAACAGCCUAAUUUAUUUUACUUGUAAUAUUUGUCAUUGUUAUAUUUUAUUUAGUAUACCAUUUGAAACUUGGUAAUAAACCUUUGUCAUAAAAGAGAAGCAAGAUACAUUUAAUGCAAUAGUUAAGCUAUUUUUCCAUAAUUUAGGUUUUACUCAAAUAUCGUUUGUUUUCAGUCAUUAACAGUUCUGUGUUCUGAACUCUUGCCCAAGCAAUGUGUAACCACACAGAAACAGAGCACGUUGAUGCUUAUCCUGUGUGAAUAAUGUUUGCUAUCUCAUACCUCCACUAUAUUCCCAUAUUUCUUUAUUCUCUCCUUUAAUCGCCAAGUCAACCUAUUUCUAAACGUUGACCUGUGAGGUGAAUGUCAGAUGUCAUAUUUUAAUCUCUUAAUUUUGCUCAGCUAUAAAUUCCCAGCUCUCAGUAAACCUGUUUUCAGCUAACAAUGCAUCCCAAGUUUGAACAUUUCACUUGUGUCAGCAUCAACAUACAUUGAAGAGUAAACUAUAAGAAUCUAAAAAUGUCAUUGGUAAAAAUUGGUUAAUAUUUAUUGUACUUUUUGAACAAGGAUUGUCGAUUUUUAAUUCUGUUUACUCUGUCAAUUGGAAAUUUUCUACAAUUAAAUACUUUAUUUUUACUGCUUGGUUUGGGAUGCUUCCUGCACCGCCAAAACGUCAGCCAUUCCUUCUCUCCAGAGAUGCUGCCUGUCCCGCUGUUACUCCAGCACUUUGUGUCUAUCACGGGAUAUAGGAGCAUUGUAAGCUGAAGCAGUUUGCAAAUGCAAAUCAGGGUCAUGGUCAAUGUGACCCAAAGUCUUUGAGUUUGAGGCAUGAAGCACAAAAUAUCAAUAGUAGUAUGCAGAUGUUUUGUUUCCACAUGUGCACCAAAGCAUACAUUAUAAAAAUAAUACCAAAGAACAUUUUGAAUAGCUUGCAGAUACUUUAAAGAUUAAAUUUAUUCUGUGCGAUGUCUGAGCCUUCCAGGCAUCUGCUGACACCUGAGGCCAGGGCAGGGAUUGUGGUGCUGUUAAAAUAUCUGAUAUUAUCAGCCAGUUUAGUUAAAAGCCUUCAAAGGACAGUCUUCAAAUCAAUUAAGAGACCACCCCCCAAAUUCCCUCUCCUGCGACCAGUUUCAGCCAGGAGUCGUACGUAACCCACCUGUACAGUACGCUUACCACUGCUGUGGCGUUAGUACCCACCUGUCUACCUGCAGACAGUGCCAGCUGUUCACCCACUACAUGCACAUCCCCCACCUUAGUACUGGGCAGUCUCAAGCAGCACUCAGCCACAACCUUGCCUUCACCGAGGAGACGUUCAUAACUGCAGCGGCAUAGCAUAGCGGUAGAGUUGUUGCCUUACAGGGCCAGAGACCAGGGUUCGAUCCUGACUACGGGUGUUGCCUGUAUGGAGUUUCUAUGUUCCCACACUCUAAAGACGUACAGGUUUGUAGGUAAAUUAGCUUCAGUAAAAUUAUAAAUUGUCCAUAGUGUGUAGGAUGAAUGAUCAAUGGUUGGCAUGGACUCGGUGGGCCGAAGGGCCUGUUUACGCACUGUAUUUCUGAAGACUAAAGUUUAAACUGAGGCAGCUGUGAUAGGAAAUCCAUUGAGGGUGACAACUACCUAAUAAAAAAUCCUCCUCUUUGCAUUUAGUUAUCCCUCGCCUCUAUUAAUGGCCAAGUUGCAGUUGGUGCAUUAGUGUAUCUCUCACUGUGUCCCUUCUCAU